Adelges cooleyi (spruce gall adelgid) is the source of this 3093-nucleotide messenger RNA. RefSeq names its product DNA mismatch repair protein Msh2 (gene spel1). The coding region runs from base 212 to 2887 and encodes 891 amino acids. The transcript is spliced from 16 exons. Gene Ontology annotation, molecular function: ATP binding; mismatched DNA binding; ATP-dependent DNA damage sensor activity. Lineage: Eukaryota; Metazoa; Arthropoda; Insecta; Hemiptera; Adelgidae. The record is from RefSeq and is a predicted model, not a curated record. Gene Ontology annotation, cellular component: nucleus; MutSalpha complex. Gene Ontology annotation, biological process: mitotic recombination; mismatch repair.
UAUUAAAUAAAAAAAAAUGUUUGAUAAAAUAACAUGAUGUCUGAUGAUAUUUACCGAUUAUUUAAUAUCGUUCUUGACAAGUUAGCUGCAGACACCUCACUUUUGUUGUUAUUGCAUUCACAAUAGAAUAUCAUCUGAAACUUCUAGUUUGCAAAAAAACCGAAAUCUUUGUACUAAAUUGUAAUUGUUUGACAUCUUCCUAUAAGUUCUAAUGGCUAUCAAACCAAUCAACCAUUUGAAUUUAGACCCCGAACAACAGAAGACAUUCGUGCGGUAUUAUAAAUCAUUACCAGAAAAGCCUUUAACGACCGUGAGGUUUUUCAAUCGACAAGAUUACUACACGGUACACGGCCAAGAUGCUACUUUUGCCGCCAAAGACUUUUACAAGACUAACCACUCAAUAAAAAUCAUCGGGUCAGAUAACGAAACUCUCGAAUCACUGAUAUUCAAUAAAGCCAACUUCGAAGCUUACAUUAAACAGUUAUUGUUGGUUAAUCAAUACAGAGUGGAGAUAUUUAUUAACAGAGGAGGGAAGUGGACUCUAGACUACAAGGGGUCACCUGGUAACUUAUCGCAAUUCGAAGACUUGUUGUUUGGCAACGUGGAACAGAUAGAAGCCAAUACAGUGAUAGCUUUAAAAUUAAGCUCAGACUUCAAAAACAACAAGAUCAUCGGAUUAGGAGCGGUGGAUUCGGUGGAACGGAAAUUUCAGCUAAGUGAAUUCACCGAUGACGAGUAUUUUUCCCAUACAGAGUGUAUGGUGAUAAAAGUAUCUCCUAAAGAAUGCGUUCUAAUGUUGGAUGGCUCCAAUCCCGAUAUGGAGCAGUUGAAAAAAGUAGUGGAACGUUGCGGAGUUUUGGUGACGACAAGAAAGAAAACCGAUUUUGGGACGGAUUCGUUGGUUCAAGAUCUAAAUAAAUUGAUUUCGUUUGAAGAGGGUCAGCAACCCAACGCUCACACAUUACCACAACUCGAGUUAGAAAUCGCCAGCUCGGCUUUGGCCGCUGCCAUUAAAUAUCUCGAAUUGUCGUCAGAUUCGGAUAACCUCAAUCAGUUUACUGUUGAAAAUUUGAGUUACGACAAAUUUGUUCAUCUGGAUAGUGCAGGCGUUGAAGCUCUCAACCUUUUACCUGCAGCGGGCACCAUGUCCAAAAACGAUUCCAUUCUUGGCAUUUUUGACAAAUGCAGGACUCCACAUGGUCAUAGAUUAUUAACUCAGUGGAUAAGGCAGCCUUUAAGGGAUUUAAAUAAAAUAAACGAACGUUUAAAUAUAGUCGAAACCCUAAUCAAUGACACUGAUGUUCGUCAACAGUUAUACGAUCAACAUUUAAGACUUAUACCCGACCUGCAAGCUUUAAUGCGUAAAAUUCAGAGAAAAAGAGCCAGCCUACAAGAUUGCUACAGAAUAUAUCAAGCUGUGGAAAAACUACCCGCACUUGUGGAAACAUUGAAUAACUCCGAUUACAAAACUCUCCAGAGUGUCAUCACUAUGCCUCUAAAAGAAUUGGUAAAGGACAUGAGUAACUACCAGUCUAUGAUUGAAGAAACAAUAGACUUCAACCUUGUUCAACGUGGAGAUUAUCUAAUACAGUCGGGUUUUGACGAGGAACUACAAGAAAUGAGAAAUCAAAUGAAUGAUCUUGAGGCAAAAAUGAAAUCAAAUUUGGCUAAAACCUCUGGACAGUUGAAAAUUCAAGUGAAGCUGGAUUCAAACUCACAAUAUGGAUUUUUCUUCAAAGUGCCAUUAAAAGAUGCCAAAACCGUAUCGAACAACAAAUCAUACGAGGUUCUUGAUACUACAAAAGGUGGUGGAAUGCGUUUCAGGUCUUCCAAACUAACGGAAAUCAACUCCGAUUAUCAGAGUAUUCAUCAAAAAUAUUUGGAACAUCAAAAAACUAUUGUCGAGGAAGUGAUUAAAACAGCUAGUAGUUAUAGUGCGACUCUAUUGAACCUCAGUCGGACUCUUGCACAACUCGACGUUCUCACAAGUUUUGCCAUGUUGGCGGCUAGCUCUUUACGGCCUUAUGUCCGACCGAUUCUACAUCCCCAGGGCACAGGUUUAUUGGAUUUAAAACAAAUCAGGCAUCCUUGUGUUGAACUACAAGAUUCCAUUUCUUACAUACCAAAUGACGCAUACUUUAAACAAGGAGAAUGUACGUUCAAUGUGAUAACUGGACCAAACAUGGGCGGUAAAAGUACAUACAUCAGAAGUGUAGCCGUAGCUGUAUUUAUGGCACAUUUAGGUAGUUUUGUUCCCUGCGAAGCGGCCGAAAUAAGUGUGGUUGAUGCUAUCUUGGCUCGUGUCGGAGCUAAUGAUUCUCAAAUCAAAGGACUAUCGACAUUUAUGGUUGAAAUGAUCGAAACCGUUUCAAUACUUAAGAAAGCGACUGCGGAAUCGUUGGUGAUAAUCGACGAGUUGGGCAGAGGUACAUCUACUUAUGAAGGUUGCGGAAUAGCAUGUGCCAUUGCAGAGCGUUUAGCGUCCGAAACUAAAGCGUUUACUUUGUUUGCCACACAUUUUCAUGAGCUAACUAAACUAAGCGAGAACAUAACAACGAUUGUAAACAAACACGUUUCUGCCGUUACUACUGAUGAUAGUCUUACGCUUUUAUACCAAGUACAACCCGGGUCGUGUGAUAAAAGUUUUGGUAUUCAUGUUGCGGCUAUGGCCAAAUUUCCAACCAGCGUCAUUCAAGAUGCUUCAAAAAAACUUGCUCUGUUAGAAAGUUUUGAAACUAAUCAAAAUAAUGAUGAUGUACAAAAAGAAAUUAGUGAACAGACCAAGGAAAAGUUUUUAAACGAGUGUAAACGGUGUGCUCAGGAAUGUGAUUUGUCCGACGAAGAGUUAUUUUCGCGUAUUAAAAAAUUGAGAACGGAGUACCUAUAAGUUGAAUCUUAUUUGUUAUCAACAUUAUAAUUUUUUUUUUUUAAUUAAUAACUGCCAGUUAUAAUUUAUUUUUUACAUUUACAGAUAAGUAAUAAUUAUCAUCAGUUUUUUUUUUUUUUUUUAAUAUAUCAGACUUAAGUAAAGUGGGUUGUUGUUUUUCAUAUAAGUAGUUUUACCUACGUUUUGUUUGGUGCAUAUUUCUGGAU